Volvox carteri f. nagariensis is the source of this 786-nucleotide messenger RNA. RefSeq lists its product as uncharacterized. The transcript is spliced from 4 exons. NCBI's taxonomy places the organism in Eukaryota, Viridiplantae, Chlorophyta, Chlorophyceae, Chlamydomonadales, Volvocaceae. Gene Ontology annotation, cellular component: trans-Golgi network; endosome; Golgi apparatus. Bases 1 to 786 code for a protein of 261 amino acids. The record is from RefSeq and is a predicted model, not a curated record. Gene Ontology annotation, molecular function: antiporter activity.
AUGUACGAGGCCUUCACCCCCGCCAUCACCCUCGCGCUGUGUGUUGCUGCCGGUCUGGAGCGCGCCUCCCCGCCCCUGCUGGUGGCCAUCUCCAUGAUUGUGGGGGGCACCGCGGGGGCGGUGUUGGUGGAGAGCGGGGCGCCGUCCUUCCGCCUGGUGGGCUUUGCGGCCUUUAUGACGUCAUCACUCACCGAGGCGGCCAGAGUGGUGGGGGCGGAGCUGCUCAGGGACGGCGCCAAGUACAACACCGCCGAGUCUUUGGUCUACAUCGGCGGUCCCACGGCGGCGCUACUUCUGGUAAUCGCGGCGGUGGUGGAGUGGCCGCAGGCAGCGGCGGCGGCGGCGUACGGCAGGGGGUUUGCGCUGGCGGCACGUGAUCCAAUGACCUUCAUCACCGCGCCCUUGGUUUCGGCGCUCGUAAACAUGAGUUGCUUCUUCGCCAUCAACGCCACCAGCAGCCUCACGUUCAAAGUGGCGGGCUGCGUCAAGAAUGUGGCGGUUGUCGCGUACGGCGUCGUUGCGCACGGCGAGGCGAUUACGGUGCUCCAGGUGGCCGGGUAUGCGGUCAGCGUGGUGGGUUUCACCAUCUACUCGCAACUUAAAUUGGCGCCAACAACCAAAAGGACAACGGCAACCGUUAACGGUAACGGUAACCGUAAACAGACGGCUACUCCUCCAAGGGUGGCUGCGGCGUCACCGCCUCCGCCAACGGCGGCGGCCUCCGGCAGCGGUGGCCACCAGCACCCGCACCCGCACCAGCACCGACGGACCAAGAAGGCCGCUUGA